AUGUCUCCUGCAUUAGGGAACGAUACCAACUGCGGCGUGGCAGGACUAGCCUUGGCCGUUCAGUAUACGACCAAGGCAUGGAUUCGAUGGAUGCUGCCUCGGGUUAGUUCCCCCAGAAGAAUAUGGGGCUUGGAGGAUAUUCUGUACGCCGCUGGGUAUGCGUUUGAUAUCGCGCAUAUGGUCCUGAUUCAGCGCAGGUUGGUGUUCAAACUAGAAACGUCACCGGAUCCUUCUGACGCAUUGACAAGCUUUGAAAACGGUCUCGGGAGGCACAUGUGGUUUUUGUCAGAUGCCGAAAGAACUCUGGCGUUGAAGAACGAGUUUAUUUCCCAGCCUCUAGGUGAGUGGACUUUCACAUCAGGUGAUGUAGCAACUCACGGCUGUCUUCUAGCUGUUACUGCCUCCAUGCUGAGCCGCUCCGGCAUGAUGUGUUUCCUCUACACGUGCUUUAGUAGCAUUGAUAAGCAGAUCCGCCUAUCCAUUAUCGUAUGCAUGGCAAUACAGGUCGUGGUGAACUCGGUGACUAUCAUUCAGAUUGUUGUGCAGUGCGGCCCCCAUCCCUACCAUGCCGUACGUGACGCCCUCUCCUCGUUCCUGGCAAUUGCUGACCGCAGAUGGCUCCGUGGCUUCAACACGACUAUCGAUUUCUUUUUGACGGCACUCUCAGCUGUCCAACUCUGGCGUUAUACAUUAAGGGCCACAGACGCGGCGCCAGCAAAGCACAAGCUGCCAUUCAGUCGGAUUCGGCGAAUGCCACGACAGGCCCUCUUUCGUCGGAUCUGGCAGACUAUUAGCCUCAGUGGGCCGUUGUUGAUAUCGGGAAUUGCCUCUAUUGUGAAGACAUAUAUAACACUGUCCCCUUUAUCCUGUGGGUCAAAGAACUACAGCAUCCUCCUCGCAUCACUGGCACCGAUGAUCCGUCUCUUCGUGUCAAUGGUGUCAACAGACAAAGGACAAUGUGGCCCAUACUGGUCCAACAGUCGGUCCAAGAAUAGCCACCCCGGCCUGGAACUGAAUUCUCAACCACAUACGCAAGAAAGGAGAGCGGUCCUCAUGGCCGUCUUCGCGGACGAGAAGAUCGUCCAGUAUACGGGUGAGGAGUGGCAAAGAGCCGGCAGUAGAACCCACCAUGGACGUCGCAACAGUGACGUGCAGGAUGGCUCUAAUAAAGUGACUGUUCGAACGGAUAUUGUCGUCCGAGUGUCUUCGGAUGAAGCUUCGACAGAGAGACUUGUCGUAUGA
Molecule: messenger RNA, 1242 nt
Organism: Aspergillus fumigatus Af293
Lineage: Eukaryota; Fungi; Ascomycota; Eurotiomycetes; Eurotiales; Aspergillaceae
Source: RefSeq, a predicted model, not a curated record